UGACCUUCAGGACUAGGUGUUGCUCUCUCCAGUGGCUACAACCCUCUAGCUCUGAGAAGCCAGGAAAAAGCUGAGGACUAAGGAACUGGGCCUCAGGGAGCGUUCCCCGUGUGCCGCCGCCACGUAGCCUACGACCUUUGCGAUAUUUUAUUUGAAUUCUAUGAUCUUGUAGCACGGGAGCUGCCAUUCGACUUGCUGGAACCUGGAGGUGGUUCUUCUUGCUUUCCUUACCAAACCAAGAAAGAUACACCGGGGAACUUCAUAGCACUGUUUAACUAUUUUGUUGCUCACUAUCUUACCACCCCCGCCAAAGAAUUUAAGGCGUUUAUGCUCUUGACUGGCAAAUAAGGUGUUUGAAUUAGAUGUGUAUACCACCACACCCCAGCUUUUAAUGUUUGCCCUGUGUGUGAAAGUGUCUGUGAUGGCCAGAGAACAGCAGCAGAGUCCUCACAAAAGGAAUUACAGCUUACUCAGGGACGCAGCUCACUAGGAAUCUACAGAUUAAGCCGUGGGAUCUCAGUGAACACAGCAUCAUGUGGCUUAGAUCUUACAGGAUGGCUUUUUCCUGUUUGACCAGAGUAAAAAUUUACAGGUCUCCUUGGAAGAGAUCAUACAGUACUUCACAAACAACAAUUGACACCAAGGAGGUUAAAAACUUCCUGGCCCUGGCUCACAAGUGGUGGGAUGAGUAUGGAAAGUUUGCAGCUCUUCAUUCUAUGAAUGACCUACGAGUGCCAUUCAUUAGAGACAAUCUUUUAAAAACAAGUGCUAAUCACUAUCCAGGAAAGCCUUUAUCUGGGAUGAAGAUUCUUGACGUUGGCUGUGGCGGUGGGUUAUUAACUGAACCUCUAGGGCGACUGGGAGCUUCAGUUGUUGGAAUCGAUCCCGUGGCUGAAAACAUUAAGAUAGCACAGCACCAUAAAUCAUUUGAUCCAGUGCUGGAUAAGAGGAUCCAGUACAAAGUGUGUUCCCUGGAGGAGAUUGUGGAUGAGAGUGCAGAGUUGUUUGAUGCCGUUGUGGCUUCUGAAGUUGUAGAGCAUGUGAUCAACCUGGAAACAUUCAUACAGUGCUGCUAUCAAGUAUUGAAACCUGGUGGCUCUUUAUUCAUUACUACAAUAAACAAAACACAGCUGUCCUAUGCCUUGGGGAUUGUUUUCUCAGAGCAAAUUGCAGGCAUUGUUCCAAAAGGCACUCACACAUGGGAGAAGUUUGUUUCACCUGAAAAGCUAGAGAGUAUAUUGGAACCAAAUGGUCUGUCAGUUGAAACUGUGGCAGGAAUGAUCUAUAAUCCUUUCUCAGGUUACUGGCAUUGGAGUGAAAAUACCAGCCUUAACUAUGCAGCCCAUGCUGUGAGGUCCAGGACUCCGGAACACCCAGAGUCUGUUGAGUCUGCUUUAAAGAGGAAAACAGAACCACUCCAUGCCAGUGCCUCUGGUAGUCCAAGUGUACGUGAGGAACAGAAAAACUGAGAUACCUCUGAGGACAGCAGUUAACAUGCUGGAAAUUGUGUUGUUUACAAAUUCAAAACUCUUACUCCUUCUUGAAAGAGACUCUGAAGAACAAAGGGUCAAUAAAAAUAUCUAAAUCAAUGGAGAAAACUUUCUGUGUCACCUAGGAAACACUUUGAGGAAUUUUCUGAUGAGGUUUUGUGAAGAUUUAGGGAGUUUUAAGUCUCUUGGCUUUCACUGUAGAAACGUGUGCUCAUUUCAUUUUACAUAUUAGACAUGUCUCACAUGUGUAAACAGAAACAUGUUCUGCUCUUUAUUUAUUUUAACUGGAAUCUCUGUUGUCUAUGGUAUUCCUUUAUUUUAGUUAAAUAAAAAUAAUACCCUUGACUGAUAAAAA
Molecule: messenger RNA, 1845 nt
Organism: Grammomys surdaster
Lineage: Eukaryota; Metazoa; Chordata; Mammalia; Rodentia; Muridae
Gene: Coq3
Product: coenzyme Q3, methyltransferase
Exons: 8
Coding region: 534-1469 (311 amino acids)
Biological process (GO): ubiquinone biosynthetic process
Molecular function (GO): 2-methoxy-6-polyprenyl-1,4-benzoquinol methyltransferase activity
Source: RefSeq, a predicted model, not a curated record